UAGUAAAACGCAAUUAGAAGAUAUACUGAAACAAACAGAGAGUGUGAGUGAUUCAAGAAUGAGCAUUGCAGCGGCGAAGACCGUGUGUGUAACCGGUGCAUCGGGCUACAUCGCCUCAUGGCUCGUCAAAUUCCUGCUCCAAAAAGGCUAUACGGUCAAGGCCUCCGUUCGCGACCCCAGUGAUUCAAAGAAGACACAACACUUGCUUGCACUUGAUGGAGCCAAGGAGAGACUUCAGUUGAUGAAAGCAAACCUGCUGGAAGAAGGGUCCUUUGAUUCUGUAGUUAAUGGCUGUGAAGGUGUUUUCCAUACUGCAUCUCCUUUCUACCAUGCAGUUACAGAUCCACAGGCAGAAUUAAUUGAUCCUGCUGUGAAGGGAACACUGAAUGUUCUUAGGUCAUGUGCCAAAGCGCCCUCUGUGAAAAGGAUUGUUUUGACAUCUUCUAUAGCUGCGGUUGCAUAUAAUGGGAAGCCGCGCACACCUGAAGUGGUAGUCGAUGAGACGUGGUGGUCUUCACCAGAGGUUUGCGAACAGAUGCAGAUGUGGUAUGUUCUUUCAAAGACAUUGGCUGAGGAUGCUGCUUGGAAGUUUGUGAAAGAGAAAGGUAUCGAAAUGGUUGCCAUAAACCCGGCAAUGGUUAUUGGUCCGUUAUUGCAGCCAACACUAAACACAAGUUCUGCAGCAAUACUGAACUUGAUCAAUGGUGCAGAAACAUACCCGAAUUCUACCUUUGGAUGGAUAAAUGUCAAAGAUGUUGCUCGUGCACAUAUUUUGGCAUUUGAGAAUCCUUCAGCAAAUGGAAGAUAUUGUUUAGUGGAGAGGGUUGCACACUUGUCAGAAAUCGUCAAAAUACUACGUGAACUCUACCCUACUUACAAACUUCCUGAAAAGUGUGCGGACGACAAGCCAUUUGUGCCGUUAUACCAGGUCUCCAAAGAAAAAUCGAUAUCUCUAGGUGUCGAGUUCACUCCUCUUGAAGAAGGAAUCAAAGAAACUGUUGAAAGCUUGAAGGAGAAAAAGUUGUUUAAACCUCCAUCAGCUAUCUGAAUGCCCAUUCUCUUGAGCUGAAGGCUCAUAAGAAUAUGUUUACUGAUGCAAUAUAAAAUCUUCAAAUUCGUAAUAUGUAAUGCAAUAAUUUGAAUUUGUUGGGUUCUAUAAAUUAAUAGCGCUAUGAACAUUGAUACCCUGGAUAGUAAAGAUUGUGAGUUUUUUAUU
Messenger RNA from Salvia hispanica, 1216 nucleotides. RefSeq names its product phenylacetaldehyde reductase-like. Gene Ontology annotation, molecular function: oxidoreductase activity, acting on the CH-OH group of donors, NAD or NADP as acceptor. The record is from RefSeq and is a predicted model, not a curated record. Lineage: Eukaryota; Viridiplantae; Streptophyta; Magnoliopsida; Lamiales; Lamiaceae.